GCAUCGGGAGACUGCAUCAGCUGUGUUUACAUAUUGCUGCUGCACGUGCUGUAGGGGCUUUAACUCCCUAUAAUUCCCUUUACUCGCGGCCCACCACCUUGGUACAUAUACUGUAGGCUCUGCAAGGUGAGCUGAUGACCCUCUGCCAGUAAAAUUUGCUUGGUGUCCUCGGUAACACCGUAAAAAUAUCACAUCAGCAUCCUUCGUCACAGCACAAUUUUUUGGAGAGAUGAACACUGCCCAUAUGAGCCUGGUCCCAGAAGACACAGCACAAUGGAAGGGGAACUCUUGGCUCUAAGGUGGAAUAAUCACUUGUCAACUUUUGCUUCGCUUCUCUCAGACCUCCGCAAUGAAGAAACCUACUCAGAUGUCACCAUUGCGUGUGGCGGGAGGCUGUACCCGGCCCACAAGUUUGUGCUCUCUGCUUGCAGUGAAUACCUCAGGGUCAUGCUGUGUGCCCACCCCAACAAGCACCCCAUUCUCUAUCUGAAGGAUGUGCCGAAGGAAGACCUUGAGGCCAUUCUGGACUACAUGUAUGCAGGGACAGUGAAAGUGGCACACUCCAACCUCGCAUCACUGCUACACACUGCCGAGGGCCUCCAGGUCAAGGGCUUGAUCAUCCCCGAGCACUUCCGUGGGACUCCCUCCAGUAAACCCCUCCAUCCAGGAAUCAAAAGGAAGAGCACUGAGGAAGAGAGCCAGUCCAGCACCUCGGCUAACUCCCCUCAGAAGCAGGCCAAGAGAGGUGCCCCGGACUCCCCCUCUGAGCCCUCCCACCCUGAGGAACCAACAGAAAGUGAAAGGUUGUCCCAGGAAGAGAGUCAAGAGGACGAGCAGUGUGGCCAAGAGUGUCAGCCCAACAGCCUUCCUCUUGGUGGCUGGGGCUACCGGGGUCUUGGCUACCCGGCUUGGUACCAGGGGCAUAAUGGACAGGACCAGCUCCUUGGCAAUGUAUAUGGCGACCGUCCAAUCAAGGAAGAACCAGUGGAUGAUGAGGACAAGGAGGAAAAACAGGACUUCGGGGAGGACACUGAGACACAAGAAAACCUGAAGGACGUCGAGGAAGAGGAGGAGUUCGAGGGCUUUGAGGACAGUGCCGAGGGUUGUGCCAUGAAGCAGAAGGAGGAGGAGGAGGACGAGGAUGUUAAUGAGGAGAGCAGAGAGGGAGAGUCCACCCAAGAGAACCCAUCGACAAAGGACCCGAAUCUUGCAAGCUUCCUGGAGGUGAUGUGCACAGAGAACACCAACGACAACUCCAGUGACGUGAAAGAGCACCGGGAAGCCUUUCACUUUGACGACUCCUCCAUGAUGUCUAAUGGCCAGAGGGAAGGGUCCUCACGCAUCAACGCCCAGCAGUGCCCCUUCUGCCUCAAGCUCCUCACCACACGAUCCAACCUACAGCGCCACAUUGCCACCCACCACACUCGUCAGUCCUUCACCUGCCCCACCUGUGAAAAGACCUUCACUCGUAAGGACCGGCUGACAGAACACGUGAAACUGCACACAGGUGAAGCUCCCUACACCUGUGACGAAUGUGGCAAGAACUUCUCCCGGCGUGACAACCUGAACGUACACAGACGAACGCACACAGGGGAGCGUCCAUACUCCUGUGACGUGUGUGGCAAGACCUUCUCUCGCAAGGAAUACAUUGGAGAACACAUGGCGGUGCACUCAGACUACAAACGUUUCUCCUGCCGGUGGUGCAGCAAGGAGUUCAAGCACAAGCAGAGCCUCCGCCACCACAUCAAGAGUGCCCAUGACUCUGCCAAGAUGAGUGACGAGGCCACACAGAGCGCCCCGCCCCUCCUCAUGCAACUCAAUUUCUCGGAUGAAAAUGUGUAGGUGGUGACAGUGUUGCAUCCCUGCCUGCCUGCCUACCUGGUUGGUUGGUUGGUUGUUCAUUGGAUGUGUUGCCAUAUCUUUGAUUAGGUGUUUAUUGUCAUCAGGAUUAGUCGGUCAAUCAAAAUGUGUUGUGAUAAUCCUCCUCUCUUUUUUUUUUUCUUUGUCUGGCCUUCGAAGAUGAUGAUAAUAAUGAUGAUGAUGAUGAUGUCCUCUAUAUUGUAAUCAAAACCAUUUUUUCCUUUAUGAAAUGAUUACAUAUUGUUGCUUUAAUGAAUAACUGUGUAUUGUAGUAAUUUGUUUAUUGUUUUGAGGUGGAAUAUAUAUAUAUAGAUAUAUACUAGAAGUGUACUAUUAUUUUCUUAUUGUAAUUCAAGAUACCGGUAAACAAAGUCACGAUUUUCAUCAGAUGUAUGACUCAAGACCUUCAUCUCUUGGUCAAACGUAUACCUUAGCCUGACAAUUCUUGAUGCCAUAUUUGUCACGUGUUGAAUUUGUGGGGUUCAUUGUUCCCAUUACAUGUAUAGAUAACAUGGGAAGGGAGAGGGAAGGGCUCAGUCAGGGGAAGGGUAAGCUGUAAGGGUGAAGACAUGUGAAGUGUUGCCAUCAUUGUCAUCCCAGUGUUCAGUGAAGGGCCGCAGAUCAAGUUGGUUUCUUGCUCUUGUAAUGUUACAGAUCACCACUAGAGUCCCAGUCUGCCUCCUUGAAUUUACUGUGUAUCACCUCGGCAGCUCGUUUUGAUUAGAGUACGAGAGGAAGGAAGGAUUUCUUAGAAUACUUGGUGGAAGACUUGAGUAGAGGGCCUCACCAUGUCGUUGUUGUUGUUGCUGUUGUCAGUCUUUAAUUGUUGUUUUUGUUAAUAAGCAUUAGCAGGGAGAGGCAUCCCAACCCUCCGUCCUCAUUCCUCAAAGUCGCCUCAGUGACGUGCAGGGAAUACGGAGACGCGUAUUGUGAGUCUGGUGUCUCAGACUGCAGUCACCACAGGCACAGCUGAUCCAGAGGCCACACCCUGCCUGCUCCUGUCUCUGAGUGGGCCAGCUGACUGAUGCUUCCAUGAUGGUCUUGUCAUUUUAUUGGUUUGCUUUGUUUGGGCCACCCCAUACAGGAUUGCCAAUCUAGUAUAUAGAUAAAAGGUAUUUUCAUUCAAUAUCAAUUAGCCUUGGCCUAAUUUUUAAAAGAUGUUUAUAGAGAAACAAUAGUAAUAUGAAAGUAUAGACUCUUCAGAAGAAAAUGGAAGCAAAUAACAUAGAUAUAUAAAUGGAGAUGAUGAUACAUGCCACUGCAGCCCUCAUCUGUGUUGAUGGCUGUGUAACUGUGUUCAUGCAAACAAGAUGUGUUAUUUGUUUACACAAUCUUUCUGGAGGUUUAGUACUUUGAUAUUAUUGUUAGUGAAAACCUUUGAAAAUUGUAUGACAAGACUGACUGAUAAUGUGAAAAUAUCUUGUGGAAAGGAUAGGAGAAGGCAGCAGCUUGGAAGAUGGAACAGUGGCGUAAAGGAGCACAGAUAUGAAGGUGAUGUUGAUAGAGGCUGUGACCAUCCCCUUGGGAGAUGCUGCUGGAGGGAGCAAGAUGUCAGAGAGAUAGAUUGAUAGAGACUGAUAAAAGAUUAAGGGAAGUGGCAGCAACAUUAUGAGUUCUCUAAUGAGCUGCUCCAGUAAGAGAGGGAGCAGGAGUGUGGCUUCAUGUUUAGCUUACACUGUGGCAACUGUAGUCACAGGUAAAAUUAAAAGACAAUAAGAAUAUCAAAAUGCAAUAAGGGGGAUGAAUGUGACUGUAUGGAGAAUGUGGAUAGAGUAAUAUUUUAGGGAAAGUUAAUUUUUUUUUCACUCGAGUUUUAAGUUAUAAUUUAAAAAGCAAGGAAAGAGAAUGUUCAAAUUUAGAGAGAUGGAAGCUCAUCUGAGAGAGCAGGGAUUGAUACUGGGAAGGUUUCUAUGAAUGUAUCUUCUUUAUAAUUGUGAAUUAUUUCCAAAUUUAUGUGCAUUCUGCUUAUUUAAUGUGCCAAUCCACUUGUUUAAGGGAAAGCUGCCUGUGUGGAGAAAGUUAGUGUUGUUAUUGUUACUGGGCAAGACUGUGAUGCCGACGUGCUUGCACAGUGUUACAGUCAUUGCAUGGUGCUACUGCCUCUGUGUUUCAAUGCACAGCUUGUAUUCAUUAUUCAGUGUCAAUGUAAAAUUUUAACAUUAUCUUGCACAGAAACCAAUUUUGUCUAUGUGAUUUUUAUUCUGAGAAUCAGCAGUUUGUCAUUCCUCAGGGGAUGAAACUUAAAUAGUUUUAGAAUAUGAUAAAAUACUUAUUUCUGUUGAAGUAUGGGACACUUAUUCAAUUGAAAUUAGGUGGUUUUACUUGAUAAUUAAAACAGGGAUGAUGAUGAUGGUAGUGAUGGUGGUGAUGGUGGUGAUAAUGGUGGUGAUAAUGAGAGUGAUAAUAGCAGUGUUUAGGAUGAUGAUUAUGACAGUGAUAAUAAUGAUGAUGAUAACAAUAAUGAUGACUAUUCUGUGUCAUAAGUUUGCAAAAUAUUCUUGGUCAUACAUAAUCACUAUCCAUGAAAAGACUGUGUCCAUGAAUUCUGUAUGUCCUUCCAUAGACCAGAACUGUAUAUAUGUAUCCAUAUCUUAUAUGAUAAUUUUGACCAGCACACUUCAGGAAGGGAGAGCAGUGAGUCCUGUCUUGAUGAAGGACUAAACACUCCUCUGCUGAGACCAUUUGUCUGAUACAUUUUUGUAAAGUGCACCAAGAACUGUUUUGUACAUUUUCUGCUGUGCACCAAGAAAUGUUUUGUGUGGAGAUGGAAAUACUCUUGUCAGUUUGUGCUGUGUUGUCCUGUUUUAGAGACUGGAGAGAGAGAGAGAGAGAGAGAGAGAGAGAGAGAGAGAGAGAGAGAGAGAGAGAGAGAGAGAGAGAGAGAGAGAGAGAGAGAGAAUGUUAUGCAUGUGUAUGUAGGGUGUACUGGCUAACAUGUUCCUCUCACAUUCAAGAGGUCUCAAUUUCAGGUCCUGGGUUGGGUGUAGACAGAAUGUGUUUGUCUUCUUUCAUGCUUUACCUGCUGCACACUGAGCAAUGGACAGGUGUGGGAUGUAAGGUGCUACUUGUGACCUUGCUUCAUUAUAGGAAGACUAGCAGUCAUACCCUACUGUGUGUGUGUGUGUGUGUGUGUGUGUGUGUGUGUGUUGCUCCAGGAGGUGUUAAACAGGCAAGGUAUAUAUAUAAACAUUUAUGCAUCUAUCUAUACUUGUAUCCUUAUCUGUAUUUCCGUCACUAUCCUCUCUCUCUCUCUCUCUCUCUCUCUCUCUCUCUCUCUCUCUCUCUCUCUCUCUCUCUCUCUCUCUCUCUCUGUCUCUGUCUCUGCGUGUCUCUCUGCACAGUCUCUAGUCCUGUUUGGUUUCAUGCACAUCCCUUGCCUUCUGUUGUCUCAGGGCUGAUGAGGGUUUUUCUAACAAGGUUUUUGCUCAAGGUGUCCAUCAUAACAUAAGUGUACAAUGAUGAGAUGCUUGUGUAAUUAUUAGUUUGCUGUAGAGGAGAUGAGGCCACCAUUGGAGCCAGUUAGGGAAAAAAGUAUAUUUACUGUUAAUUUUUAUUAAUCUUUAACCCUUUUUUUAAGUAUAUGAUGUAUAGGGAUUUUAUUGCUCCAAAAAUUAUUAUUGCUUGAUGUAUUUUUAGAUGGAAGGUAAUUAAUGCAUAUCAAAUUACCAUGUGAUGCUUUGUUAAACAGCUUUAUGUGUUAUGCAUAUAUAAUAUAUACAUAUAUAUUUAUAUAUAUAUGGAGAUCUUUCUUGUUGCUGAUUUCAUAGUUUGAAUUGUUACUUUUAAAUAAUUCUUUUUUUGCAAUAUGAAUAAUUAUGUAAUAAUAAUAAUAAUAAUAAUCAUAAUCAACAGUGGUUCUGCCACGGUAAAGACACUGAUAAAAGGCAAUAUUAGCAUAAUAUAGGACUGUCUGGCUUGUGAAAUAAACAACUAAGUGAAUUUAUUUUUGCACAAGUAACAGAUUCAACUCAAAAGAGAAAAAAAAAAGCAUCAAUUGUAGUUGUUUAUUUCAUGAUGCAUUAGUAAGUAGUCACUUUGUAUGUCGAUGCCGGUCGUCUGAGGCCCAGCAGCUCACAGACCACGUGGGGAGCGCCACAGCACGAGGGCGUCUGUGCUGCCGCCCUCGCUGUCACUAAUUGUUUGUUACACCUGUCUCAUUGCUGUCGUGAAAGCGUUGUCCAAUUGUCCAGGUGUUGCUUCACUUUUGUCUACGAUAUUAAUCAUGUCACUGUUUUGUGUACUUUUUUAUAAUGUUCCGUUGCUGCCAUGUGCAACGCCAGUGUUUAUUUCUGAUGGUCCUUGCGUUCCCCCCAUUGAUUGAGUGUUUGCGGCGCGCUCGCUCACCUCAUCGUAGUUUUUAGAGGAACAACUCAGUCAGGAAAAUAUACAAAAACAUUGCUGGUUUCUUUUUUUUUUUUUUUCAAUGUUGUGCAUUUUGCUUCCUUGCAGGAAUCUGUCAGGAGUUGCUGUUAAUUUGGUUCUGUACAUGUGACAUUUUUUCUUUUUCAUUUUUUACUUGCUGUUCUAAAAGUGUGUGUGCUUUUCAGCUGUCUGGUUCAUAGCAUAAUUGUUCUGCAAGUAACAUGGCAUUUAGAUUGCUGUAUAGAAUUGCUCAAGGACUAUAACAUAUGGAAAUAAGAAAAGGGAGCAUUGUAUACCUGCUGUGCACUACUAGCAAUACAAAUACUUGAAUGCAGUGUGUGUAUAUGUGAUUUUCGCCGUUGUUACAAGGGAUGGAAAUGGCAAAGAAAGGUGCAUGGAAAGAAAGUCCAUUGCAACACUUAGAAAAUCAUUAGGAAAUAGAUACAUAUAGAUUUUUGAAGCAACAUAGAGUAAGUCAGAGUAAGUGACAUCUGGCUUUUCUUUUUUUAAUGUGCUUGUGAUGAUGAUGAUGAUUCUGUGAUUUACGGUGAUUAAAAAGAAAGGAAAACAUCCCAAGGCGAGUCACAAAAAAGCUGAGAUCUGAAGUGAGAACAUUCUUGUCGUCUUUUUUUAUAUUUGUGACAAUCCGUCUCUCCCUCCGUCCGAAUGCUUGUUUGAUCUUUUUUGACGAGAAGUAAAAAAAGAUGAAAACGCUAACCUAACCUAGACCAAAUUCUCUCCUUUCUGAAUUUUUUUAAUAUAUAUUUUUUCUGCCCUUCUAGUAACACAUCCUGUCACGUAGAAAACACCCAGUCUUGGCCCGUAAAAAAAAGUAAUUAUAGAAAACAGCACUGCCACUAUAUCAAGUACGUGCAGAUUAUUCAGAGGGUGGACACCGUUGCACUCACUGCCUGCAACUUUUAGCCCCUGCCAGCCCCCUCUCAAAACUCACACAAGGGUAUUCUCACUACUUUUUAGCAAUAUCUUCAUUAGUAAUAACUUCCUGUCCUCUUGUUUUCAUUAUACUGUUACUAAGUUGGUUUCAUUGUUGAAUAAAUGGUUUGAUGGUU
Messenger RNA from Scylla paramamosain (green mud crab), 7292 nucleotides. Its product is annotated as GDNF-inducible zinc finger protein 1-like. The record is from RefSeq and is a predicted model, not a curated record. Lineage: Eukaryota; Metazoa; Arthropoda; Malacostraca; Decapoda; Portunidae. Gene Ontology annotation, molecular function: protein binding; DNA-binding transcription factor activity, RNA polymerase II-specific. Gene Ontology annotation, biological process: regulation of transcription by RNA polymerase II. The transcript is spliced from 9 exons. Bases 274 to 1842 code for a protein of 522 amino acids. Gene Ontology annotation, cellular component: nucleus.